UAUGCGCAUGUGCUUUUCUGUGGUGUAGCGCUCUCUUGUUGACUUGUUUUCGGCGUUUGGGUUUGAACUCAUUUAGUUGAUUGUUUUUAAUAUUUUUCUACAUUAAACUGCAAAAUGUCAGGAGACUGCUCGUCAAGAAAAAUUAAAAGGUUCUCAGAAUCUGACAGAAGUGCAGAAUUUGAUGCGGCCACUCAGAAGGCUCUGGAAGACAUUGAUAUUUGUCAAAAUGAAAUUGACAACAUAAAUGAAAAAGCUAGUGAAGAAAUAUUGAAAGUUGAACGGAAAUACAACCAGCUUCGAAAACCAUUCUUUGACAACAGAAAUCUUAUUAUAAGUAACAUUCCAAAUUUUUGGAUAACAGCUGUAUCCUUUUUAGUAGCCAUUUGCCUAAGUUUACAUUUAUGUAUUCAAAGAACACAUUUUUCUCUUCAAUUAAUUUAUAUAUUUCUUUCAGCAACUCCAACAUCUGAGAGCACUCAAAUCAUAUGGAAGGAAGGAUGUACACUUGGUCAAAAUGUGGAAAGUAACCGUACUGGAAGGAAGCGCCGCCAUGAACCUUCUAAAACAUUUUUUGGGUGGUUUAAUGAUAAUGUUGAUCCUUAUACUGAUGAUAUAGCAGAAGUGAUCAAGGAUGAUCUAUGGCUUAACCCCCUUCAGUAUUACUUGGUUCCAGACGUUGAAGGAGAUGGAGAAAAUGGAAUGGAAGGUGAAGAAGCUAGUAGCAGUGAUGAAAAUGAUGACAUAGUUGAAGAUGACGACAGUAAAACUAAGUAAUUGCAUUUGAAAAUGUUAUAUUGUUUAUAACCUGUAUAGAUAGAAAGUUUUUUGUUAUAGAGAAGUUAUAAAGCACUCCUCAAUUUUUUGGAUGCAAACUAUGGAAUUCAUGUGUUUAUUUUGUAUUAUAGAUCUACUAUGGUUUUGAAUUUCGGAAACUUUUUCAUGAAAAUUUGGCUGUCAUGAGUUGGUUGAAUGUGGAUACAUCACAUUUGGUUAUAUUGAUUCCCGCUCUUUGAAAUGUAGAUAACUCUGAAAAUUAAAAUCGUUGAAAAUUCUAUUUCAACACAAUUUUGUAUCGUAAUGGAAUUUUAAUUCAUUUCAGUAUGCAACAAAUACCAAAUGAAAAAUCGGAAAUCAGGUUUCCAGUGAGGAUACUAUUAUUGUUGUAACCAAUGAUAACUCAAUCUAAAUGAUAGUAUUAAAAAGAUUAUGUGAAUUCAAUAAGGUUAAUUCAUUCUGACCUACCUUUCAUAGUUUUCUGCGGGAUUUCAAAAACAUAACUGAUUACUUAUCCGUACAAUAAAGAAAUUAUAAAUGAUACCAAAACUUUCAGAUUCAAUACAUCAUCGAUUUAUCUUUGUGAGAUUUUCUCAUAUACAGUUUAAUAAGGUGCUUCAUGUGUUUUGCUGUAGAAUAAUUUCUUCAAGCAUGACUAAUAUAAUAAUACUUUCAUAUAUUAGAUGAUGAAAAAGCUGUUGUGCAGCAAAACAUGCGACAUGAUUUGGUAAAUUAUGCGAAUAUCUCACAAAACCAUCUAGCACAAUAUUCAUUUACGAUUUGGCAGGUUGGAAAAAUAUAAUGCAUAUUCGGCAUUUUUUAGAGAUUAUCAAAGAUACACAGGUUAACCAAUCAGAAAAUAAUAGUGUCAGAAAAAUCAGUAAGGUGUCAAGUGUAAACUGUUUUUCAUUUUCCAGAAUAUAUAUGAAAUGUAUUGUUGGUUAAUUUUAAAUUCUGAAUGAUUGUUAAAAAACCCUUCCGGUUUAUUUUUUUAAAUUUACCAUUGAUGCCAAAACGUACUGAGCUCCAAAAUUUCUUGUAAAUGUCAACUAAUAUUUUGUAUAUCACAAGUUUGUGUACAUUUAGAAUGAGUGAUUGAUGUAUUUCCAAAAAAUAAAUCGUGUUAUUUUUAAAA
This is a messenger RNA of Leptinotarsa decemlineata (Colorado potato beetle), 1909 nucleotides long. It is a transcript of the gene Set, whose product is annotated as NAP domain-containing protein SET. NCBI's taxonomy places the organism in Eukaryota, Metazoa, Arthropoda, Insecta, Coleoptera, Chrysomelidae. The record is from RefSeq and is a predicted model, not a curated record.